Molecule: messenger RNA, 1926 nt
Organism: Tachysurus vachellii
Lineage: Eukaryota; Metazoa; Chordata; Actinopteri; Siluriformes; Bagridae
Gene: prkcsh
Product: protein kinase C substrate 80K-H
Exons: 18
Coding region: 132-1718 (528 amino acids)
Biological process (GO): N-glycan processing; liver development
Cellular component (GO): glucosidase II complex
Molecular function (GO): calcium ion binding; protein binding
Source: RefSeq, a predicted model, not a curated record
CGCAGUGCACGUCAUCUCUCCCGGAGGUCGCCCCGGAAGUGGAGACUGAACGAUUAGAGUCGUUAUUUUGCGCUAAUUGUUAAGCUCUGAUAAAGAUUCUCGAGCCCACAACACCUUAUUAUCUGUUCCUCAUGAUCUGCACACUGCUCCUGCUCCUGGCUGUGGGCUCAGCUACAGCUGUGGAGGUGCAGAGACCUCGGGGAGUUCCACUGACCCGACGACAUUUCUAUGAUGAGAACAGCCCCUUCACUUGUCUGGAUGGCUCCCGAACCAUUUCUUUUGACCGAGUGAAUGACGACUACUGUGACUGUAAAGACGGCUCUGAUGAACCAGGCACUGCUGCUUGUCCCAAUGGGAACUUCCACUGCACCAAUGCCGGCCACAGACCCACCUUCAUCCCGUCCUCUCGUGUUAACGACGGCAUAUGUGACUGCUGUGACACCACUGAUGAGUACAACAGUGGGGCCAAAUGUGAAAACACCUGCAAGGAGAUGGGCCGAAAGGAGAGGGAGGUUCUACAGAAGAUGGCUGAGCUCACCAAAGAAGGUUUCCUCCUCAAACAGCAGCUCAUUCAGGAAGCUAAGAAAACCCAACAAGAAAAACAGAGCAAACUGACUGACCUGCAGAAUAGCAAGAAGGAGAUAGAGGAGAAAGUGGAGAAUCUGAGGACCAUUAAAGAGACGGCAGAAGAGCCGGAGAAGGAAGCCAAGGAGCGCCAUCUUAAGGCCUGGGAAGAACAAAAAGCAGUGAUCCGUGUGGAAAAGGAUAAAGCUAAAAUGUUGGAAGCUUUUCUUGAGUUAGACGAUGAUGUGGAUGGAUUUGUUUCUCUUUCUGAGCUGCAGACACACGCAGAGCUAGAUUCAGAUGCAGACGGCACUUUUUCUGAGACUGAGGCUAAGGGGGUGCUGGGCGGGGUUCACCAGGUAGACACGGCAGCUUUCGAAAGUGUGUGGAACAACAUUAAAGACAAGUACGUCUCAGAGUCUCAGCCUAAGGAACCAGUGCCAGUGGAGCCUCCAACAGAAGAAAGCAAGGAGCCUGUGGUGGACAACGACUCUGAGCCAUACCCCGAUGAAGACGACGUUCCAGAAGAAGAAGAAGAGGAUGUAGAUGAGGAAGACGAUUAUCCAGAGGAAGACCUCGACAAGGCUCCUUCCACUACCAAGACUCCAGAGAAGACAGAAGAAGAAGACACUAUGCCACCAUAUGAUGCUGAGACUCAAGCUUUGAUUGAUAAUGCUCAGAAAGCCAGAGAUGAAUUUGAGGAGUCAGAGCGAGCUCUACGUGAAGUGGAAGACCAGAUCAGGAACAUCGAGAAAGAGCUUUCCUUUGAUUUUGGGCCCACUGCUGAGUUUGCUUAUCUUUACAACCAGUGCUACGAGCUCAGCACUAGCGAGUAUAUCUACAAACUCUGUCCAUUUAACCGUGUUUCCCAAAAACCCAAGUUUGGAGGCUCAGAGACCAAUCUGGGGACAUGGGGAACCUGGGCAGGGUCUGAGGACAAUAAGUACCUUGUGAUGAAGUAUGAGCAUGGCACAGGGUGCUGGCAGGGUCCUAACAGGUCCACCACAGUAAAGAUGACCUGUGGGAAAGAGACCACGGUCACCUCCACCUCAGAGCCGAGCCGCUGUGAGUACCUGAUGGAGUUCACCACGCCCGCUGUGUGCCAGGAGUCGGCGUCCAUCGACUCUGCCCUGCCUGACCAUGAUGAGUUCUAGUGCUACAGAGACUCCAUCGUGUUUCAGGUCCCAGCGUGAGGACGGCGUCUGUUCCUCUGUCAGCUGAUCAGCGUUGUGUCUCAUCAUCUCUGCUCCUAUCAUCACCUCACUGAACAGUAGAUGUAGAUGUUUGUGGUUGUUGUUUUUUUUUACAGAAAUUAGUUUCCGUUCACAUUCCAUCUGAAAUAAAGUCUCGUUUUAAAUUUCA